Molecule: messenger RNA, 1236 nt
Organism: Vigna unguiculata (cowpea)
Lineage: Eukaryota; Viridiplantae; Streptophyta; Magnoliopsida; Fabales; Fabaceae
Product: NAD(P)-binding Rossmann-fold superfamily protein
Cellular component (GO): membrane
Source: RefSeq, a predicted model, not a curated record
AUAUUUAUAUGUCCACCUAUUCCAUUGCUCGCAUCACUGUCUUCCUUAAUUGAAGGUCCCCUUCAUAUUCUCUCUCACACACAUGGAACCCGAGCAUUAUUUUCCUUCUCCCUCUCUCCUCUUAACCAGGUGGUGGACGACGGAGACGGUGGCGGUGGUGACGGGAGGGAACAAGGGCAUAGGGUUUGCAUUGGUGAAGCGUUUUGCGGAACUUGGAGUGAGUGUGGUGCUAACUGCUAGAAACAAGCAGAGAGGGGAAGCUGCGGUGGAGACACUGAGAGAAGAAGGGUUUGGUGAUUACGUUCAUUUUCUACUCCUCGAUGUCUCCGAUCCCGUUUCUGUUUCCACCUUUGCCUCUUCCUUCAAAACCAAGUUCGGAUCCACCUUGGACAUUCUGGUGAACAAUGCGGGGGUAUCGUACAAUGAACUGGAGGAGAACUCUGUGGACCACGCGGAAAGCGUGAUGAAGACCAACUUCUACGGUCCCAAGUUGCUGAUUCAGGCUCUUCUCCCUCUCUUCCGUCGCUCUUCUUCUUCCAUCACUCGUGUUCUCAACGUUAGCUCAAGGCUUGGCUCCCUCGAUAAGGUGAGAAACGCAGAGAUAAGAGCAGUGCUAGAGCGCGAGGAGUUGAUGGAGGAGGAGAUAGAGGGAGUGGUGGGAAUGUUCCUUAGAGACGUGAGGGAGGGACGGUGGAAGAAAGAAGGAUGGCCGUCGUACUGGACGGAGUACGCCGUGUCGAAGGUGGCUCUGAAUGCGUAUUCGAGGGUGUUGGCUAAGAGAUAUUCAUACGAGGGAAGUGGGUUGAGCGUGAACUGUUUUUGCCCUGGUUUCACUCAAACCUCCAUGACCAAGGGGAAGGGUACCCACACCGCCGAGGCCGCCGCCGCCUGCGCCGCCACCCUUGCAUUGCUUCCGCCGCACCUCUUGCCCACCGGAAAGUUCUUUUCCCUUGGAAGAGCCGCCACCUUCCUCAACGCCACUUCUAAACUCUGAUCCCCACACCUACGUAAUUAAUAAGCUUAAGCUAGCUUAAUACUUUAAUUACUACGUACUACCCACUAAUUCAUUAGUCCACUCAAAUGUGUGUUUACAUUGUAUUACACUCUUUCUUUGUCUGUCUUACCACCGGCGAAUUCUAGAAUAUUAAUGUUCUGGGAUUCUGUACCUGCUUUAAAUAUGUAGAGAAAGUUUUGUUGUUAUUUUUUAACAAGUAAUAUAUAUGUGAUAUUUCUUAA